AUGGCAGAUCAAGGUCAAGCAACCCAGGGGUCACGGCUCUCACGAAUACCGAGACUCGCGAAGGCGAUACGAACUCCCAUACGCCGACCUCCAUAUCCGCCAGCUCAGACUAGCGAGGUGCUGACGAAUGCCGGUCAACAAACUAAGCACAUGCUCCAGUCCUCAAAUAGACGGGACGAAGACCAGUCAUUGUCGGACGAGGACGGUUGCAAUUUGCGCCUGCCGGACACGGACGACGAGGGAUUUUAG
Macrosiphum euphorbiae (potato aphid) is the source of this 249-nucleotide messenger RNA. The record is from the annotation of a GenBank genome assembly. Lineage: Eukaryota; Metazoa; Arthropoda; Insecta; Hemiptera; Aphididae.